This is a messenger RNA of Protopolystoma xenopodis, 1818 nucleotides long. NCBI's taxonomy places the organism in Eukaryota, Metazoa, Platyhelminthes, Monogenea, Polystomatidea, Polystomatidae. The record is from the annotation of a GenBank genome assembly.
AUGCAUCUAACGACUAACAGCAAUAACAGUUCAUCUGGCAUGGUCAACUCACGUGCCUUGCUAAAAUCGUUCCUCUAUGGCUUUCAUACUACAUCCACCAGCUUUUAUUCACCACUCAAGCUGCCAUCUUUAAAUUCCGGAGUUCUUUGCCGCGUUAUUGAGACAUUGCCCUCCUUUUUGACCGAAGCUUGUCGACUUCAUAUCAACUCUACAUUACUUCCUCUGAAUCAAGAGACCGGAGGUUUUUAUUCUGGUCUUAUCGGCCAGCCUACUCCACCGAUUCCCCUUAAUUUAGUCUCUUCAUCGCAGACACAACAUCAUCCAGAAUUUGUCCCCAAGGUUGUACAACAAAUAAAGGCACACCAAGUCCCACUUGGACCAUUGGCUAUCAUGUCUGGGCCUCCCAACUCAUUACCAUCUCUUUUCACUGGUUUUUCCGUCGCCAGCAGGCUGGUAUCUGAAUCUUCCUUUCCUCUCUCUCCCAUUUCUGCCGACAGCAGCCAUUGCUUAUUUCGCCCACCUAUCGUUUCAACUUCUGCUGUGAAAACCUCCCUUGUUGCCACCGCAAGGCGGAAUGAUGAUUUAAAACAAACCAUUAGUCUUUCAGCUACAGACAUAGAUAGCGACCUUGAGCUAACGGGGGAAGAGGAUGGUUUUGAGUUCGACGACGAGGCUCAACUGGACGACAUUUACGCUUACUCUGACUCUCUUCUCCGACCUCCAAAAAGACAAGCUUUAGGGACUAAAGGGUAUUUUUCUUGUAGAUCGCCACUUACUUUGACCUCAGAGAACAACACGAAGGAUCCAAAUUUGGACUUCCUGGACGAGACCCAGUUCAGUCAACUUUUUGCUCGAGUGGACUUUCUCUUGGGAACCAGACAGACACCUUUUAGGGAUGCCGUCUCAUCAUCAUCAUCUAUUGCCUCUACUCUACUUCCUGUCUCUCAUUCAUCGCAAGCUAUUCACCAACAGACACUCUCGCCUCAAGUCAGCACUAAGUCUCAAUCUAGGUCAUCUCCCCCUCCGUAUCACUCUAUUGAGCAAGCCAUGUCAUCCUUCCCUGUUGCUCCUGCUCUGGCGUCUAAUUCGGUUGAGGACUUUCGAUUUUUCUCCAGCCUUACGCGCUUGACUUCUAGUCUAAGCACUGAUUUAAAUAAUCUUGAGUCGAGUAUGGAUACACUUUAUUAUAAGCUUCAAGCUAAUCGGAUCGAGUUAAGUAAAGCACAAGAGCGUCUUGGCUACGUAUGGGGUCUGCGUGAUGAAUUAGAUAAUAGUUCAGGCGUCAAUUCUCCUGUGGAUGAGGACUCUUCUACUGGCUCUCAUUCCUCUUCCUUACCUCUGAUCGACCAUCCAGGAUCUGUUCUUUCCCUAACAUCCACCUGCAUAUCUUCUGAAUCAACGCCCAUCUCAUCUGAUGAAGCUGCGGACUCACUAAGUGGAACAUUUAUCCAACAACGUCGGUUGUCUCCUCUUGGCCGCUCCAUGACAGCUGAAGAAGAUCGAUUCUGUGCUUCUUUCUCCAAAUGUUGUGGUCUUAGCUUAGAACCCAGCUUGAGAAGGCCCGUAUGUCACGAGGCGAGGCAUCAGCUGAAUCCUCUAAUAGACCCCACUUCAGCUUCUUUUAUGGACAAAGGACAGGUGGAUAUCUUAUGCUUCUGUGGUCUUAGUUGCAGAAAUUCUGGGUGCAGCCAAAAGAAGGUGGACGAAUAUAUGCCAGACGAAUUAAUUAGCAGCUUUGAUCAUAUUAAAGAUAAUGUUGAAAACGACUUGAGUGUAGAUCGGCCGUAUCCUGUAAGUAAACCGUAUUUCUCUAUAUAA